Molecule: messenger RNA, 984 nt
Organism: Salvia miltiorrhiza (redroot sage)
Lineage: Eukaryota; Viridiplantae; Streptophyta; Magnoliopsida; Lamiales; Lamiaceae
Exons: 2
Coding region: 203-832 (209 amino acids)
Source: RefSeq, a predicted model, not a curated record
AAUGGGAUGAUAAUCAGAUUAAGCGAUCAACAGGAUAAGAGCAGAGGCAGAUUCCGCACGAAAUCCCAUUUCUCCACGUUAGAUUUUGCUGUCACUAUUAAUUCUCAUUUCUCUUCCAACUUCAUUUCUAAAACCUAAUUUCUAUUUUGAGAGCUAAACUUCAACACCAACACAAAAGCCACAACUAAAACUGCCUUUCAAAAUGAAGCUCGUUUGGUCACCGGAGACGGCGUCAAAAGCUCUCAUCGACACCGUCAAAUCUUGCGAAAUCUUCGACGAAUCAAGCGCGGCGGAGCUGGUCUCGGCCAUGGCGGCCGGGUGGAACGCGCAGCUGCUGGUGGAGACGUGGCGGAGGGGCGGGCCCAUCGCCGCCAGCGUCGGCCUGUCGGUGGCGGCGCAGCACAGCGGAGGGAGGCAUAUCUGCGUGGUGGCCGACGAGGAGUCCAAGGCGGAGUACGUGGAGGCGAUGAGGGAGUCCGGCCGCGCCGCCGAGGUGGUGGUGGGGAGCCCCGAGGAGGCCAUGGAAGGGCUGGAAGGGAUCGAUUUCCUGGUGGCGGACUGGCGGCGCAACGACUUGACGAGAAUUCUGAGGGCGGCCAGAUUAGGGCACAGAGGGGCGGUUGUGGUGUGCAAGAACGCCACCUCCACCGCCGUCGACGAGUUCAGGUGGCGGCAAGGGAAGUUGAGGAUUGUGCGGUCGGUGUUCCUGCCCGUGGGGAACGGGCUGCACAUCGCGCAUGUCGGCGCCGCCGCCGCCGCCGGCAAGGGACAGAGCCGGUGGAUCAAGCACAUUGACAGGCGGUCAGGCGAAGAGAUAGUUUUUAGGAGAUGAACUGUUAGUAACAAUAAAUGUUAGCGUCAGGAAAUUUCUCUUCUUUUUUUCUUUUUCUUUUUUCUUGUUUUUUGGCCUUUUGUUCUCUUUUGUAUUAUUGUAUUAUACUACAAUUUUGUAUAUAAUUUUGAGGGAUUAGAGUUGACUUUUUA